AUGAGGAACCACACCUUGACGGUCGACUUGCUUGAAUUCGGAAGUCAACGUCGAGCGAUAGUGCCGGCGGUGAAAGUCGAUUCGCCGGAGAAGAAGAGCAGCGAAAGGCGUGGGAACAUGCCCCGUAAAGUGGAAUACGGAGUUGGGUAUGAUGACGACGACUAUGGCAUUCAUGAAGACUUUGAUUAUGACUAUGCAGAUGAUGAUUAUUAUGAUUAUGAACGGGAAGAAACUGAGAGAACAUCCAUGACAAAAGCGAAACAAGCGUCCAGCAAUGCUGGGGUCUGGCGCUGCCCAAUUUGUACCUAUGAUAAUGAAGAUAAUCUUUCAGCAUGUGAAAUAUGUGGGGUUUUACGCCAUCCUUUGGUGAAGGUCGAUACUGAAAGCUUUACUCCUGCAGUGGGUGGCAUAUGCAAAGAUUCUGGAGCAUCAGUGAUGGCCAAGUCUCUUUUUGCAUCACUGCCACAACAUAUGGCCAAAAAGUGUAUAAUCUGUGAAGCGCAGAAUGAUAUUACUUCCAGAGAUGACUACCCCAAACUCGGAAAUAUCCGUGCCACUUUUCAAGAACUUAAUAGUGCUUUUAGUUCUCAAAAUCAUCGCAAACUAAAUAUAGCCCCAUUCAAAUUUGAUGCUCCCUCUCCGGAUGAUUUGGUAACUAGUGGAUUGCGAUCAGUGAAAUUGAAAUCCAAAGGUGAUGUUACUAGGGAUAAAGCAAUCAAUAUUGUAAUUGAACCAAAGUCGGGUUCAGAGUCUUCUCCAGCAUCAGCGAUAAGAGAGAGAUACUAUGGAGUUACUGAAAAUGAUUCCGCUUCAUGCAGUGAAAAGAAACCAGAAGUCUUUGGUGGCACUUUGAAUUCAGAGUCUUCAUCUUUCAAGGCCACUGAAAAAGAAAUUACCCAUGACGGUAAAGCGGCAGCAGUCUCUGAGUAUACUCCUGAGGCGUGGAUGAUUCCCAGCAAAGUAGAUGUUGAAUUGAGUCAACUAAAUGUUGCAAUUGUUGGCCAUGUUGAUUCAGGGAAAUCAACACUUUCAGGAAGGUUACUGCAUCUUUUGGGGCAAAUAUCUCGGAAAGAGAUGCACAAGUACGAAAAAGAAGCUAAACAACAAGGAAAAGGAUCAUUUUCUUAUGCGUGGGCAUUGGAUGAAAGUACUGAGGAAAGGGAAAGGGGUGUUACUAUGAAUGUGGGUGUUGCUUUCUUCACUUCUAGAAAAUUUCGCGUUGUGCUGCUCGAUUCACCUGGACACAGGGAUUUUGUUCCUAACAUGAUUUCUGGAGCAUCACAAGCAGAUGCUGCAAUUAUAGUGAUUGAUGCUUCAAUGGGUUCAUUCGAAGUAGGCAUAGACGCUGUUGGAGGGCAAACGAAGGAACAUGCACAGCUGGUUAGAAGCUUCGGAGUUGACCAGAUUAUUGUUGUUGUAAACAAAAUGGAUAUGGUGGAAUACUCUCAACAAAGAUUUGAUGACGUCAAGCAGAAACUAGGAACAUUUCUCCGAUCUUGUGGUUUUAAAAGUUCUUCGAUAUCAUGGAUACCUGUAAGUGCCAUGGAGAACCAAAACUUGAUAGCAAAACCAUCUGAUGCCCGACUCUCCUGGUUUAAUGGACCUUAUCUUUUGGAUGCAAUAGAUUCUCUGCAACCUCCUGAAAGGGAUUAUUCCAAGCCUCUACUGAUGCCUAUAUGUGAUUUGUUAAAGUCACAAUCACAAGGUCAAGUAUCUGUAUGUGGGAAGUUGGAAUGUGGGGCCAUUCGAACGGGAUUCAAGGUAUUGGUUAUGCCUUCAAGAGAAAUAGCUACUGCCCGUUGUUUGGAACGGGAUUCUCGCCCAUGUGACGUGGCAAGAGCUGGUGACAACGUGACAGUAAAUCUGCAAGGUAUUGAGGCCAAUCGUGUGACAGCUGGUGGUGUGAUAUGCCACCCCAAUUACCCGGUUCAAGUUGCAAACCGCUUGGAACUGAAAAUCCUUGUCCUGGAGGCCGUCUCAACCCCAAUAGUGAUUGGUUCUCAGUUUGAAUUUCACAUACACCAUGCAAAGGAGGCUGCGAGGGUCGCUAAAAUGUCGUCUCUGCUUGAUCCGAAGACAGGAAAAACGACAAAAAAGUCCCCAAGAUGUUUAUUGGCCAAGCAGAAUGCAAUUGUUGAGGUUGUUCUGGAUGGCCCAGUUUGUGUGGAAGAGUACAGCAGCUGUAGAAGUCUGGGAAGGGUGUUCCUUAGAUCAUCAGGAAGAACCAUUGCCUUAGGUAUUGUGACCGGAAUAAUCUCCGAAACCUAG
This is a messenger RNA of Striga hermonthica, 2268 nucleotides long. NCBI's taxonomy places the organism in Eukaryota, Viridiplantae, Streptophyta, Magnoliopsida, Lamiales, Orobanchaceae. The record is from the annotation of a GenBank genome assembly.